CUUCUCCUUCCUGGGAUGGGACAGCGGGUACAGUUCCUGGGAAACAAACGCCACCUGGGGACACUUGCUGGGAAGCAGCAGUUGAAGAGCAGCUGCUGAGAAAAGCUGCUCUGCGGCUUUAAAGGCAUUUUAAGCAGCGUCCGGGUUUUCUGGAUGGGCAGAGGGACCCCUUCUUCGCCUCGCCUGGCGGGUGACACCAGGCAGGGCUGUGUGACAGCAGGCGGGCAGGGCUGUGUGACGCUGCACAUCAGCGAUACGCAAACGCGAACGGCUCGUGGUCAAAAGUUCAGUUGGGGCGGGAUAGAAAUGUUUGAACAUUUUCUGGAGCACGGGGCUUGCGACUCUGCGGCUCGGAGGAGGAAAAGGUAUUGGAUCCGGGGCAUUCAGGACUAUGUGUGGCUGCCAUACAAGACUGAAGGGGAAAGCCCAUCUCUCCCUGCCCGUUGUGUUCUCCACCUGAAACUAUUGUUGGGGGAUGGCUUAUUAGGUAACCUGUAACAAGUCUGAGGUAAUAUUUAUAGCAAGAACAGCCUGGGUUCUCCCCUGUGCCCUCACCCUGAUGCCCCAGGGGACACCUGCCUGGGCUGUGAGAGCUGCUGAGGCCAGGCAAGCAAACACAAUGAGCCCUUCCUUAAGUGCUGUGCUUCUUGCUGGGCCUUGGCUCUCCUGGCUGGCACUGGUAUUGUUGUCCUUAAUUGCCCUCACACAGACCUGCAGGACAUCAAGUGUAAAUGUCGAGGUUUUGCAGGCUAAUAAAGCAGGAUUUUCUGUUUAUUAAUUAAGUGAAAAAGCUGUUAACUACUGUGUUUCAUCAGCCAAACCCAGGCAUCCCCCCCCAGUGAAGGCACUGAGCAUUGCAUCUCUCCUAUCCUUCAACAGGAUUCCUUGUAUGGAGCCCUUCUGACCAUCAUGGAACCCACAGCUCACAAACAACAGGGGGUCUCUACCCCUUCUAGUGCAAAGACAGCAGAAGACCUUGCCUUUGAGCUAAAUGCUGCUGUGAAGAACAGAAAGAGAGAACUUGUGCUGGAGCUGCUGGAGAAAGGGGCAGAUGUGAAUUCCAAAGUAGGAGGUGGCUGGACACCCCUGCAGACCGCUGUGCAAACUGGUGAAGUGGACCUGGUCCGACUUCUGCUGGAAAAGGGUGCUUGUCUGCAUGCCAGGAAGGACAAUGGUGGCACUGCAUUUACUGAGGCAGGGAUCAUGGGAGACGUGGAAAUACUGAAGCUCCUCCUGGACUGUGGGGCAGACAUUAAUGACCCUGACAGCAACGGCUUCACAGCUUUCAUGGAGGCUGCGUGGUAUGGGAAGGAGGAUGCCUUGAAAUUCCUGUACAGCAAAGGAGCUGAAGUGAAUUUGAGGAGAGUAACUAGUGAGGAGAAAGCCAAACUGCAUGAAGGAGGUAAAACAGCACUGAUGGAUGCUUGUAGGAAGGGCCACUUCUCGGCCGUAAAAAUCCUUGUUCAAGAGAUGGGGGCUGAUGUGAACAUUCGUGACAACAGAGAUAGGAAUGCCUUGAUCCAUGCUCUAAAGAAGGAUUCAAAAAAAAAACCUGAGUCGGUUCUUGCCAUAGUUCGCUUCCUGCUGGACCAUGGUGUUGAUGUGAAGAGCAAAGAUGAAUGGGGGAAAAGUGCCCUCAUCCUAGCUGUUGAAAUGGAGAGCCCAGAGCUGGUGAAAACUUUAUUGGAGAAGGAUGAAAUGGAUAUUGAUGAUGCAGAUGAGGAGGGCAACACAGCGCUGAUGGUGGCUGUAGAGAAAAAUGAUCACAAUACAGCGAAGGUGUUGUGUGAAAAAGGAGCGAGGACUGAUGUUGGGAACCUUAUCGCAGUUGCUAACAGAAAUCGUUCUCGUAGCAUGGAAAAUCUUCUUCGUGUGCAUAAUGCCACGUUUGUUCCAGAAACCCCCAGAGACUGGGAGCCAAACAGCAAACGCUGGAGGGACCAGCUGAAAAAGCUUGAUCAGAUCUAUCGCCCUAUGAUUGGCAAACUGAAGACAUUUCAUUACAUCGAGCAGAGAAUUUGGGAAGGCGUCUACCUCGGGCUCCACGGAGGGACAGAGGUAGCAGUAAAAGUAACCCUCAGCAAAGAGGGUGAUGAAGAGAAAAAGUUCUUUGAAAAAUGUUGUCACUGUGAACGUCUACUGAAGCUCUUCCAGUCUGAGAAGGAAAAAGGCUGCAUGUACCUGUGCUUCCCACUCUGGGAGAAAACCCUCCAAGAACAUCUGCAGGACCCAGAAGACCAAAAGGAUUACAAAGCUGCUCUGAAGAUGAUCUUCCAGGCACUGAGAGAGCUGCACUCCCUUGGAUUUGCUCACCAGGAUCUGCAGCCCAGGAACUUUGUAAUAGAUUUAGGUGGCAAAAUUUACUUGGCAGAUUUUGAUAAUAAAAGAAAGUUGAUCGAAGGCCAAGAAGAACUUGUAAACUCAGAUUUAGAGGCCCUCAGCAGGCUCAUGCUGUACGUUUUAACAGGGGGUAGGAAACCCCUUCAGCAAGUCAGAGUCGAGGAUUUGGACACUAAAUCCCCAGAUUACAAUGAGGCUCUGGACCUUAUAAGCAGCCUGUCCUCUCAUGAUGAACGAGGCUUGGAAGGUUUGAGCAAACAUCCCUAUUUCUGGAGCAAAGAGAUGUUCAACUUCCUGAAGAGUAUAUGGAAUCAAAUCAAAGAUAUCGACAACCGAAAAACUAUUUUUCAAGACUGUAAUGUUACUGAAACUUUUCCUUAUCCAGAGUGGACCAAGGAGAUUGACGAAGAUAUUCUAGAUGUAAUGAAAAAUCCCAGGAAUCCAAAAUCAUUCAAACCUAGAAAACAUGGCAAUUGUGCCACCAAAUCCUUCCACUACAGCAAUGAUGUCACUGACCUACUGAGGCUCAUCAGAAACCUGGAUGAACACAAAGAUAAAGGGAUCAGUGACAAAAUAGGAGACUAUGCUGAGUAUUUCCUGGAGACUUUUCCAGCACUUACCAUUUAUGUCUACAACAGUUUACGCCAGAAUCCCACAUACAGUCACCUUGCAGACAUCCAGGACCCUCCUCUGUAGGAUGUCAUUGCCUCCUGUCCCAUGUCUGAUCCCACCAUCGCUGCCUCCAUUUAUUCCUUAUUUAUUGAUCUGCAAAAGAGUUGAAGAAGUGUGUAAGGAGAUGGGAGAGAGCACAUGCAGGGACAGAGUAUGGAGGACUUAAACUAAGAAAUGAAAGAUGCUUCAGAAGUGUUUGGUGUAACAACCACAACCUUCUGAGAGGAACCAAACUGAGUGCCAGCCCAGGUUCCCCUCGAUGACCUACCUCUGUCCCUCUGGGUUUAUCUGCCUCUGAGAGGUGGAGAUCCAGGCCCUGACCCUUAUGGAGAGCGGGGAGAUGUGGGACAGCCCCUGGGGUACCUGGCACAUCUGGGAGGCAGGAGGACAGCAUUGUCAGACAACAUGGGACCCUCUGAUAAAGAAAAAGGAAUUUGAGCUCCUUGCAAGAGCCAGUCUUCCCUGCAGCUUGCACUGAGGAACUCAUCUACCCCUAGAAAGACAUGGGUUCCCUCUUUUCAGUCUUUUGGAAACACAGCAGCCAGAAAAAUGGUAUGUCUGGCUGUAGGAUUGCCCUUGGUCAUUAUCCCUCUGAUCUGGUAGAGGCACUCUCUGUCCAGCCUGCUGGGACCUGAAGGACUUCCAUUUGGGGAAUGCAGGAGAUGCUUCCAAAGGAAUGGAUGUAAUGAGCACAAUCCCACAAAACUCUGCUACUGUGCAUAGUCCUGACCCACCCGAAAGUGGUCAUUCACAUCAAAGGGGCUACAGGGACCUUUUCCUCCUAGAAAGGACAAGCUCUGCCAUGGCAGGGCUGUGGACAAGCACUCCCUGUCUCUGAAACAGUUGGUGUAUCACUGUCCUCCUGCCAGACUCAGCUCCCUUGCACAGAACUGGUGUCCAUGCAGCCAGCCUGGAGCUCUGACAUUGGCAGCUGGGUGGCACAAACCCCUUUCUGAGAUUCCCACAGCAUCUCAUGUGUGCCUGGUUGCCCAAGGGCUUGCUUGUUUCUCUCCUAAUGCUCCAACUUGCACGAUGAUUAUAUGUUGCUUAUGGAAAUAUUUUUCAGCUGUUGAAAAGAUUUUUGUUGUGGCUUUUUUUUUCUGUUUGUUUGUUUCUUUGUUUGUUUGUUUCCAAACUGAGAUUGUUAUUCUUUCAAUUAGCCUAUGGGGAAACACUUGAAAUAAACUUGCCUGGAAAACUGA
Molecule: messenger RNA, 4214 nt
Organism: Pseudopipra pipra
Lineage: Eukaryota; Metazoa; Chordata; Aves; Passeriformes; Pipridae
Gene: RNASEL
Product: ribonuclease L
Exons: 7
Coding region: 910-3036 (708 amino acids)
Biological process (GO): mRNA processing; protein phosphorylation
Molecular function (GO): ATP binding; RNA nuclease activity; protein binding
Source: RefSeq, a predicted model, not a curated record